CACCUUAAAAUGAUUCAAUCAUUUUUGGAUAGCUUAAAAGAUCCACAGCGACCACUUCUUGCUCCAAAUUACUGGAUUCUUAAAAGAAUUGGUCUAAUUUUACCCGAAAACAAAAUAAAUAAAGUUAUUUGCGUGAUAAUUCAUGAAUUAGUAACGGUUUUUGUUAUUACACAAUACAUGGAGCUGUAUUUGAUAAGAUCAGAUUUGGAUCUCGUAAUCACAAACCUGAAAGUAUCAAUAGUUAGUUUUAUAUGUAUCGUAAAAACAAACACAUUUGUCUUUUGGCAGUCAAGUUGGAAAGAAGUUAUUGAUUACGUAACUGAAGCUGAUAAUAAUGAACGUCAAGAUUCCGACACGGCUAUGUGCCACAUUUUGAGCUCAUAUACAAAAUACUGCCGUCGCUUGAUAAAAUUUUACUGGAUCCUUUUAUUGAGCACCUUCUUCUGUGUAACGGGAACUCCUCUCAUAAGGUAUCUCUCGUCGUCAAAUUAUCGCGAUGCCAUUAGUAACGGGACCGAGCCUUUUCCGCACAUAUUCAGCGCUUGGGUACCUUUUGACAAAUACAGUUUCCCUGGCUCUUGGGUAAUGGUAUGUCUUCAUAUUGUCAUGUGUGCAUAUGGCGCUAUGAUUAUGGCAGCGUACGAUACGAUAGCAAUGGUGACCAUGGUAUUUUUUGGAGGCAAGCUGGAACUGUUGCGUGAAAGAUGCAAGAAAAUGUUUGGCUGCGAUGGCUUGGGUGUUACUGACGAACAAGCUAGAAGAGCGCUUCGUGACGUGCAUAUCGUGCAUGUACAUUUAAUGAAGUAUUCGAGAUUAUUUGACUCUUUAUUGUCACCGGUAAUGUUUUUAUACGUAGUAAUGUGCUCGUUUAUGCUUUGUGCGAGUGCGUUUCAGCUCACCUUAGCGACCAACACAACGCAGAAACUGUUGAUGGCACAAUACUUGGUUUUCGGAAUAGCACAACUAUUUAUGUUUUGUUGGCAUAGUAACAAUGUUCUUGAACAAGGCAACCAAGUGAUGAUGGGACCCUACGAAAGCGAGUGGUGGGUAAUAGGGUCAAAACAAAGAAAGGAUGUUCUCAUUCUAACCGAGCAGUUAAAAAUAUUCCAGGCGUACAGCGCGGGGCCAUUCAAUAAACUGACCCUUUCGACAUUUAUAACAAUCUUAAAAGGUGCCUACAGCUACUACGCACUCUUGAGGAAUUAGAUUCGGUUAGGUACUACAAUCAAUCACAAAAUAAUCAAUUUAGUAUUUUUUUGUUAUUGUAUUAGACGCUCAGAUAAUACUUUAUUACUCGAAUAUACAAUUAAUACUCUAGUAGACACUAGACACUCACUCUAUACUUUGUAGGUACUUUGUAGUUGUUCGC
Molecule: messenger RNA, 1369 nt
Organism: Vanessa atalanta (red admiral)
Lineage: Eukaryota; Metazoa; Arthropoda; Insecta; Lepidoptera; Nymphalidae
Gene: Or-29
Product: odorant receptor 49b-like
Exons: 5
Coding region: 10-1206 (398 amino acids)
Biological process (GO): detection of chemical stimulus involved in sensory perception of smell; sensory perception of smell
Cellular component (GO): plasma membrane
Molecular function (GO): odorant binding; olfactory receptor activity
Source: RefSeq, a predicted model, not a curated record